AUGGACAAUCCUGAUGAGAAGAAAAGGAAGAGGAAGACUAGAGAAGUCUCUGUAGCUAAGACACCGGCUAAGUGGAAAGAAUACAGUGCUGCCCAACUUGAGUCUUGUGCUAGUCCUAAAGUUCCGGCCAAAGGAGGGGUUAGGAAAAGGACAUGGGAUAAAUGGGUGGCAGAGAUUCGCGAGCCGAAUGGCGGAAAGAGACUGUGGCUGGGGACUUUUGAUACUGCAGUUGAUGUUGCCUCCGCUUAUGAUGAAGCUACUAGGACAACAUACGUUGCCUCUACUUGA
Messenger RNA from Quercus lobata, 288 nucleotides. Its product is annotated as dehydration-responsive element-binding protein 2A-like. NCBI's taxonomy places the organism in Eukaryota, Viridiplantae, Streptophyta, Magnoliopsida, Fagales, Fagaceae. Gene Ontology annotation, cellular component: nucleus. The record is from RefSeq and is a predicted model, not a curated record. Gene Ontology annotation, biological process: response to stress; positive regulation of DNA-templated transcription. Gene Ontology annotation, molecular function: transcription cis-regulatory region binding; DNA-binding transcription factor activity. The coding region runs from base 1 to 288 and encodes 95 amino acids. The transcript has 2 exons.